AAUUGUUAGAGAUGGCAUUGACAGUGAAAUAAGUCUACUUUCUGUCUGCUUCUCUCAGUAGUUACUUUAUUACCAGAACUCACCAUCAUUCCUCGUUUUUGUCUUCAGUUUGGAUGUGCUAGCAGUUUCUCUGGCUUUCUUUAAGCUUUUUUCUUUAAUGGCUUCCUGCAGAAAUGCAUCAAACCAGACCUUGUCCAGAUCAAAAUCAAGUCUUGAUUAGAUGUUUUUGAAGCAUUUCUGAUACGUUUUUGAGCUGCGAAAUUCUGGAGCAAGUAUUUGCGAGAAGUCCUAGAGAGAGUUUUGGAGUAGUAAAGUUCUGUUCUUUGGUGUUAAAAUGAGAGAUUUCCCAUCUUGUUUUGGUGAAAAUGGGGUUCAAGUGGCUGAUUCUUCGUCUUCAAAUACUAGUAAAAAUGCACAGAAUUUGGUUACCUGUGUGUAUCAAUGUCGAAUUCGAGGCCGAUCUUGCUUGAUCACUAUAACGUGGAGUAAGAAUUUGAUGGGUCAAGGCCUGAGUGUAGGGAUUGAUGAUUCUGCAAAUCAGUGUUUAUGCAAGGUUGAUAUUAAACCGUGGUUGUUCUCAAAAAGAAAAGGGUCUAAGUGCUUAGAAGCAUAUUCUUGUAAAAUUGACAUCUACUGGGACCUUUCAUCGGCUAAAUUUGGAUCUGGGCCUGAACCAUUUGAGGGCUUUUAUGUUGCUGUUGUUGUCGAUAGGCAAAUGGUUCUCAUUCUCGGGGAUAUGAGAAAAGAAGCUUUCAAGAAAACUGGUGCCACUCCUGUUCCUUCCAAUGCUGUUUUUGUUGCUAAGAGAGAGCAUGUCUUUGGAAAGAAAGUGUUCUGUACCAAGGCUCGGUUUUGUGACAAUGGUCAUAUCCAUGAUCUCGUGAUUGAAUGCGACACAGUUGGUGUCAGUGAUCCGUGUCUUUUGGUUCGUGUGGACUGCAAGACCGUGAUGCAGGUGAAGCGACUCCGAUGGAAGUUCCGGGGGAACCACACCAUUUUGGUUGACGGGCUAGCAAUUGAAGUGUUCUGGGAUGUACAUAGUUGGCUCUUUGGUGCAUCAGUUGGAAAUGCUGUUUUUAUGUUCAAGACCUGCACGUCAGCCGAGAAGUUAUGGUCUAGCCAACCACUUUCAGAUCCAAAUGUGUUCCCGUGGUCCUUCUCCCAGAGAUUUCUGGAUUCCAAAUCACAAAAUCUUGGUUUUUCAUUGAUUUUGUAUGCUUGGAAGCAUGAAUAGAGAGACUCAGAAAUCUUCUUUGAGUGCUAACAAAAACAUUAGUGAGUUGUGAUAUUUAUUAAUCAUGUGAUUGGUUACACUUAAUUUUAUUAAACAGAUCCAUUUGUUUUUUACUUCGCCUUUUUUUUUCAGUUGACAAUUUCAGCUAUUGAAUGGAUCAGAUAGAAUUGUGUUUUCAGUUACCUGUGCAUCCUUAAUGAUGUAUUUCUCAUAUUCAUUUUUAUGUUUCCUAUUAGAAAUCCAAUAUCAAGGAAAUAUUCAUCUUCAAUGUAGCCUUUUUUGUGGCCUGAAUUUGUGAGACCACAUGCAGCUUUUAGCAUAUCCUGCUGCAGUGACUUUUCUCGUUGAAUUCCUCAUCAUGAAUUCGUGGUAUAGAAUAUCUGAACUGUAUGUGCUUCCUUUUCCAAAAGUUGUUCCGGGCGAUGCCAAGAUUAUAUCUGGGUGACUCACCAUUAGCUGGAAUCGAUCUCCAUGUGAUGCAGGUGUCCUGUUUAUUUCAUCUAACUCGGGGAGUCAAAGUACAAGGUUAGUUUAUGUUUGGUAAGUUUGUUGUUCAUGUCAGUCGGCUUGUUUUCUACAACGCAAAGAGGACACUGUGCUACAAGGUAGGGGAGUUUUAACUCGAGUCAUGCUGUUUCUUAAUCCCUGCUUUUAAGGGUAGCGAAGCAGAACAUUGGCUAUGGAGCACUAAUGGUAUCAAACACUUUUUUUCAUGCACAGUACAGUCGUGGUGGUUGCUGUUUAAAGUUGAUCCUUUCCUGCCUGUGCUUGAGCCUUUAGUCGUGUUUGCUAGUGAAACCUCAAGUGAAACAGCGUAAAUUGAUGAUCAUACGAGUGGGUUAGUAGUUUGUACUGAAUCAAAUGCCUACUUUUGAUGACAACACAGCUUACUCAUUCUAUAUAAUUUUGCUUGGAAUUUUUAUUAUGAGCAUAGAACAUCUAAUUGCAAUCGUCAAAAGCUCAAAACUUGCGUGGGCUGGCCAGAGAAAUCCAUUGCGAAUCUUCUGAACGACUAUUCUACCUAUGGCAGUGGAUAGUGGUCGGAAAGUGACAGGGAUAAGAUUUGGGUUCCUCCACAUAGCUCGCUAGAUUGGACUCAAGCGUCUGAAGACCACUUAUCUUCUCUAACAGAUCAGCCAUGCAUCCCCCGGCACUGGGACUGGCCGCUCAUUCCCCUUCUGGGUGGACCUGUGGCUCGGCCCCCCUCCUUAGUGAACCGGCCACAUGUCUCCCAGAGCUGACUUCACAUCCCUCUACGGUGGACUAGCCAAGCAUUUCCCCAGACUGACCUUGCUUCCCUUUCAACGGACUGGUCAAAUGUCCCUCCGAACUGAAUUUGCUUCCCCCUCAAUGGAUUGGCCAAGCAUUCCCCAGACUAACUUCACAUCCCCUUCGAUGGACUGGCCAUGCACCCCGUUCAAGGCUUAUAUCCUAGGUGUUCCAACAAUUUUAAUCUUCCAAUCCAAUUCAUCAGCAUUGAAAAGGCUCAAAUCUAGUGAGGUUUUUCGGGAACCUCGUCAGAAAGGCUUACUCAGGGUAAAGGAGGGGAAAAAACUUUAGCAGGUAACUUUCAAGUUUGGCCACAGGACAGUGAGAAACACUGUCGUUGGAUGGGAGGGACUCGUAAUUUUCUUUCGGGUUUGGUUUUCUAUGAAUGCCCUGUUUGAGCAUAUGGAGUUACUGGCUUUUAACUUCUUGUGUGGAGCUUCUAUUCUUCCCAGUUUGGGGCUACUAUGAAUAUAAUUAGCUGCACCAUUCCUGUCAUCUUUUUUAUUGAAUUGCCGGCUUUUGUGUCUUUGGUUGGUUGGUAGGGCAACUGUGUUUUCGUUAUUUGCACCUUUAUUAUUAUGUUUACUGUUUCAGUGGCGCUCCAGUUCCCUUCCUUUCUCUUUCACAGCUGGUUCUUAAACACUGGGGAGACAAAAUAACAUGCGUCUCUCUCCAUCUUGCUCAACUGUCUUCUGUGCUCUUUCAUGUUUAAAGGACGAAAAACAGUUAUAAUUGCUCGUGUCAAAGACUUGCAGGAGGUUAUUGCUCUGCAGGAUUUCAGCGGAGUGUAUCAGAGCUUAAUCACUCCAACAUUCAUUCUUAUGUAUUCACCUUAGCUGGGUGAUGCAAUGGAUGUGUGGUGAUCUUUUGAAAAUUCGUUCCGUCUUGUGACAUGCUACAGCUGAUAUGCAGAAUCUGGAACGCAAUUUCAUCACAAGUUCAAGACUGCGUGUUGCCUGGAACAUCACCUAGAAGCUCAUUUUAGUCCAGUUCAGGUGACUGGCUGCAAGGCAUGCUCAUAUACUUAAUGAUUCAAACCUCUAGCUAAUCUUCAUGUCCAGUCUCAAUUUAAGUUUCUAGCUGGCAUGUUUAGACAUUGCAGGCAUGAAAGCUUGCUGUAAUUCUCUUCACUUCAUUCUUGGGGGAUUGAAAUUUUGAAAGCUCAGGUUGUAAAUUGAAAUCUUGCAUGGCGUGAUUCUUCGUUCGAUGCCUCAGUGGAUAUACAUGACAAGAGUAUAUGCUUGGUUACA
Molecule: messenger RNA, 3753 nt
Organism: Populus euphratica (Euphrates poplar)
Lineage: Eukaryota; Viridiplantae; Streptophyta; Magnoliopsida; Malpighiales; Salicaceae
Exons: 5
Coding region: 335-1234 (299 amino acids)
Source: RefSeq, a predicted model, not a curated record